AGCUGCCGCAGAGGCUGAUGGGGGACUGACGCCUGUGAGGCUGCCAGCGUCGGUACCAUGGCGACGCGCGGUGGGGCUGAGGUGGCAAUGGCGGCUUGGUACCUCUUAUCUGCCCGGGCCGUGACCGUGUUCCUCCUGUUGUCCCUCCCUCGCUUCUUACAGGCCCAGACCUUCUCUUUCCCUUUCCAGCAGCCGGAGAAGUGCGACAACAACCAGUACUUUGAUAUCUCCGCGCUCUCCUGUGUUCCGUGUGGAGUUAACCAGAGGCAGGAUGCCCGAGGAACUUCAUGUGUAUGUCUACCAGGAUUUCAGAUGAUCUCUAAUAAUGGAGGACCUGCUGUUAUUUGUAAAAAGUGCCCAGAAAACAUGAAAGGUGUUACAGAAGAUGGCUGGAACUGCAUUUCUUGCCCUAGUGGCUUAACUGCCGAAGGAAAAUGCCACUGUCCUGCUGGCCAUAUUUUAGUGGAAAGAGAUAUUAAUGGAACAUUGUUGUCUCAAGCAACUUGUGAGCUCUGUGAUGGAAAUGAAAACUCUUUUAUGGUAGCAAAUGUUUUAGGAGACAGGUGCGUCCGAUGUGAGCCAACAUUUGUUAAUACCAGCAAGUCCUGUGCAUGUUCAGAACCUAACAUUUUAACAGGGGGAUUAUGUUUCAGCAACACAGGGAAUUUUCCUCUACGUAGAAUUUCAACUGCACGUUAUGGAGAAGUUGUAUAUGCCAAUCUAACAUCUUGUCAAGCUCUUGGAAAUAUAUGUGUGAUGAACAUGAAUUCUUACGACUUUGCCACAUUUGAUGCAUGUCGACUAUUUCAGUUUAUCUUUGAAAAUACUGCUGGACUGAGCACUGUUCAUUCUAUUUCAUUUUGGAGACAGAAUCUUCCUUGGCUGUUUUAUGGAGACCAGUUAGGAUUAGCACCUCAAGUGCUCAGUUCUACCUCUCUUCCUACAAAUUUCAGUUUUAAAGGAGAAAACCAGAAUACAAAACUGAAGUUUGUUGCUGCUUCCUAUGAUAUAAGAGGAAAUUUUCUCAAGUGGCAAACUUUAGAAGGAGGUGUUUUACAGCUUUGUCCAGACACAGAAACAAGGCUAAACGCUGCUUAUUCAUUUGGAACAACCUACCAACAAAAUUGUGAGAUUCCUAUCUCUAAGAUCUUAAUUGACUUUCCCACUCCUAUAUUUUAUGAUGUGUACCUUGAAUAUGCUGAUGAAAAUCAACAUCAAUAUAUUUUGGCUGUGCCUGUGUUAAACCUAAAUCUUCAACACAAUAAGAUAUUUGUGAACCAAGACAGCAACUCUGGCAAGUGGCUUCUAACUCGGCGCAUUUUCUUAGUGGAUGCAGUAAGUGGACGAGAAAAUGACUUAGGAAGUCAGCCAAGAGUAAUUCGAGUUGCUACCCAAGUAUCACUGAGCGUCCACCUUGUACCCAACACAAUAAAUGGAAACAUCUACCCUCCCUUAAUCACCAUUGCCUACAGUGACAUUGAUAUCAAAGACGCCAAUAGCCAGUCUGUGAAGGUUUCUUUCUCAGUCACAUACGAAAUGGAUCAUGGAGAAGCACAUGUCCAGACAGAUAUUGCUUUGGGUGUAUUGGGUGGGCUAGCUGUUUUAGCAUCUCUUUUGAAGACAGCAGGAUGGAAGAGGCGCAUUGGGAGUCCCAUGAUUGACUUACAGACAGUUAUGAAAUUCUUGGUGUACUAUGCUGGUGAUCUGGCCAAUGUUUUCUUUAUCAUCACAGUGGGAACAGGUCUUUACUGGCUUAUUUUCUUCAAAGCACAGAAGUCUGUCUCUGUUUUGCUACCAAUGCCAGUUCAGGAAGAACGUUUUGUCACUUAUGUUGGAUGUGCCUUUGCUCUGAAGGCACUACAAUUUUUGCAUAAGCUCAUAUCGCAGAUUACAAUAGAUGUAUUCUUUAUUGAUUGGGAGCGACCUAAAGGAAAGGUUCUUAAAGCUGUUGAAGGUGAGGGUGGUGUACGAAGUGCCACUGUUCCUGUAAGCAUAUGGAGAACAUAUUUUGUAGCAAAUGAAUGGAAUGAAAUUCAGACUGUGAGAAAAAUUAAUUCACUAUUUCAAGUACUUACUGUCCUCUUCUUUUUGGAGGUUGUGGGAUUCAAGAACUUGGCAUUAAUGGACUCAUCUUCUAGUCUUUCUAGAAGUCCAUCUAGCUAUGUAGCUCCUUAUAGCCGCAUUUUGAGAUAUGCAGUGUCUGCUGCUCUUUGGCUAGCCAUUGGAAUUAUACAGAUCGUGUUCUUUGCUGUCUUUUAUGAGAGAUUUAUAGAAGAUAAAAUUCGACAGUUCGUUGAUUUAUGCUCUAUGAGUAAUAUAUCAGUGUUUCUAUUAUCCCACAAAUGUUUUGGAUAUUACAUUCAUGGUAGAUCAGUACAUGGGCAUGCAGAUACUAAUAUGGAAGAAAUGAAUAUGAACCUUAAAAGAGAAGCGGAAAAUUUGUGUAGCCCUUUUUUAAUAGAUGAAGGUUAUUCUUUCAGCAGUGUCCUGUAUUAUGGAAAUGAAGCUACCCUUCUUGUUUUUGAUCUGCUGUUCUUCUGUGUUGUGGAUUUGGCUUGCCAAAAUUUUAUUUUAGCAUCCUUCCUUACAUAUCUACAACAAGAGAUUUUUAGAUAUAUCCGUAAUACAGUAGGACAAAAGAAUUUGGUGUCCAAAACAUUGGUGGAUCAAAGAUUUUUGAUUUAACUUCCUGAAUAAAUAACUUAAAGACUCAGUAUAAUCAUGGCCAAAAAAAUGUCAUGAUAUCAGGUUAGUUUGCCAUAUUUUAAAAACUUUUAAUGCAAACUAUUCUGUUUUUGUUUUUUAUUUGCAGAAAGAUUUAUUUUUAUAAUUUGGAAUAUAUAAUGUGAUAAAACAGAAAAUAUUGUUUUCCCAUUGUGUGUGGUAUUUAAUGCAGUAAAUAAUAAAUUAACACUGACAGUGAGGCCAAAAAAAAAUCUAAAUGUUGCUUUCAGCAUAAUACUUUUUAAUGAUAAUUAAAACAGUCCCCAUCAAUUUUCUCUGUGGAUUAUUUUAUAAACUGACAGCUGCCUGAAUUUUCUCACAUUGACAAAGUAAUUCGAUUCCAAGUUUAAGACUAGUUUUCAGUUUGAUAUUUUCAUGUUUUGUGUGCUUGUGGUUAAAUAAAUGUUGAAAGAUAUUUUCAAGUUUACUUAGAAAUUUUAAAUUGUAUUAUUGCUGACUCAAUUUGCCUUAUUCUAAUUGCUUACCUUAGUUGGCAGUGGAUUAAUUCACUGUUGGAUUGAUAUGCAUCUCAUGAAAUGAUGUCUUUUCAUUCCUUUGUAUACCUGUAUUAAGUCAGUAUGCUCUUUCCAUGCAAUAUAUUUGCAUUUCUAAUAUAGUUUACAUUUAUUAAGUUAUCAUAUGUGACAUUUUUCCCAAUAUCAUUUUUUAUAUAUUUUAAUUACUUAAUAUUUUAAGAGUUAUCUUCCAAAGUUUUGCUUUUCAAUUAUGUUUAAAGAUUAUAAAUAGCAAACAGUAAGGCUGGGUGCUGUGGCUCACGCCUGUGAUCCCAACACUUUGGAAGGCCAAGGCGGGUGGAUCACUUCAAGUCAGGAGUUCAAGACCAGCCUGGCCAACAUGGCAAAACCCCAUAUCUACAAAAAAUACAAAAAUUAGUUGGAUGUGGUGGCCUGUAAUCCCAGCUACUUGGGAGGCUGAGGAACAAGAAUUGCUUGAAACCAGGAGGUGGAGGCUGCAGUGAGCCAGAUAGCACCACUGCACUACAGCCUGAACGACAGAGCAAGACCCUGUCUCAGAAAAAAACAAAAACAAAAAACUGUAAAUGUAUCAUGUUUCUCACUGCUUUCUAUGUUAAUGCUGUGUAAAUACUUAAAAUGGAAUACUGUAUAAAUAUUGUUUAUAUUUUCUCAGUUGAAAAUAUAUACUAAAACAUUUGGUGUUUCUGUUUUCUAUUUCAUUAAUGUAUAUCUCACGGAGUAGCAUUUAGGAAUAUAGCAUUAUUGGGGCAGAAGUCCCAGCCAUUGCCAAAGUUGAAUCUUUUACAUUUCCCUGAAUCUUGAGGAUGACUGAAAAGGAAGUCUUUGAAAGUGCAGUUUCUGAAGGAUCACAGUACAGGAAUGCCUUUAUAAAAGCUGCAGAGAUAAAUAUAUGUACCGGCAUGGAUUUUUAAAACCACUCAGUCAGAAACGUAUGAAAGAAAUUCAACCAUCAUUCAACAUAGAAGAAGUUAAUUUUAGUGCAAAUGUUUUUAAGUAUUAAAUUUCACAAUAAAGGAUCAAUUGGCUUACUUGCUGAUAAAUUAAAACAGAGAAAACAUUUAAAAUCAUUCUAAAUUAAUUUUGUAUGAUAUUUUUAUUUUGGUUAGAUGCAUAAAAAUGUGUUCAGAUUUUCA
This is a messenger RNA of Mandrillus leucophaeus (drill), 4354 nucleotides long. It is a transcript of the gene TMEM67, whose product is annotated as transmembrane protein 67. NCBI's taxonomy places the organism in Eukaryota, Metazoa, Chordata, Mammalia, Primates, Cercopithecidae. Gene Ontology annotation, cellular component: MKS complex; ciliary transition zone. Gene Ontology annotation, biological process: cilium assembly. The transcript is spliced from 25 exons. The coding region runs from base 58 to 2685 and encodes 875 amino acids. The record is from RefSeq and is a predicted model, not a curated record.